This is a messenger RNA of Gallus gallus (chicken), 7036 nucleotides long. It is a transcript of the gene PIK3R1, whose product is annotated as phosphoinositide-3-kinase regulatory subunit 1. The transcript is spliced from 17 exons. Gene Ontology annotation, biological process: phosphatidylinositol phosphate biosynthetic process; insulin receptor signaling pathway. Gene Ontology annotation, cellular component: phosphatidylinositol 3-kinase complex. The record is from RefSeq and is a predicted model, not a curated record. NCBI's taxonomy places the organism in Eukaryota, Metazoa, Chordata, Aves, Galliformes, Phasianidae. Gene Ontology annotation, molecular function: protein binding; 1-phosphatidylinositol-3-kinase regulator activity. Bases 645 to 2819 code for a protein of 724 amino acids.
ACUGGAUCGGCGAGCGCGGCAGGGGGAAGCGGAGACUGGGCGCUUGGCGAAAGAGCGGAGCGGCGGGGAAGGAGGCGGCACCGCCGCCCCUGAGUACUUCACUGACUGCCUCGGACAUCAUUUUCUUGCAGCGAAUGCUGCUCGCUGUGGCAUUGCCGUGGUUACCUCCUUUUGGAGAGCGGCAGCAUCGCGCUUAGAGAUAACCGCGGUGUUACAGGUAGAGCAUGCAUGCAGUGUUCAGUGACAGAAUAUUUAAGGUACAUGCACGUCUAUGGCAAGUUCAUCAGAUGGUGUGACCAACUAUGAGCAUCAGCUGAAGUUGAGCAUGGAGAUCGGGAAGUUCCAGCAAGCUGAGAAAAGGAACUAUUUGGAAGAGUUCUGCUAGACAUAGAAGAAGUGGAACACAUUCUUCUGCAAAAGUCAUUGACUCAGAGUAAAUACACGAAUUAAAAAUCAUCAGCAGUGAAAUGAUAGACCCUGGUGCUUUUUAAUUCUCUAGUGGAUUUUAUUACUUAGGUAUUGCUAUUGACAUUUUUAUUAUCCCAUUUAGUACAUCUCGAAUCUAUCUGUAAAUUAGAAUAUAACUGGACAAUUGCAUUUUUAUACUGUUUAAUAACUCUUUGAAUGUUAAAUCAUUUGCCAAGAUGAGUGCUGAAGGAUAUCAGUACAGAGCUUUGUAUGACUACAAAAAAGAGCGAGAAGAAGACAUUGACUUGCACUUAGGAGAUAUAUUAACUGUGAAUAAAGGUACCUUACUAGCACUUGGAUUCAACGAAGGGGAAGAAGCAAAGCCUGAGGAAAUUGGUUGGUUAAACGGCUUUAAUGAAACCACAGGGGAGAGGGGGGAUUUUCCAGGAACUUACGUAGAAUACAUAGGAAGAAAAAAAAUAUCCCCCCCAACCCCGAAGCCUCGUCCUCCUCGGCCCCUUCCUGUAGCACCAAGUCCGUCAAAAGCUGACGCAGAGAGUGAGCAACAAGCUUUUUCACUUCCGGAUCUUACAGAGCAGUUUUCACCUCCUGAUGUUGCUCCUCCAAUCCUCAUCAAGAUCAUAGAGACAAUUGAAAAGAAAGGUCUGGAGUGCUCAACUUUGUAUGUAACACAAAGCUCAAGCAGCUCAGCAGAAUUAAGACAGAUUCUUGAGUGUGAUGCCUCUUCAUUGGAUUUAGAAACUUUUGAUGUGCACACUUUAUCAGAUGCUCUCAAGAGGUAUCUCCUAGAUCUGCCAAAUCCCAUAAUUCCAGCAACUGUUUAUAGUGACAUAAUUUCUGUGGCUCAAGAUGUGCAAAGCUCAGAAGAAUAUGCACAGUUGCUGAAGAAACUCAUUAGAUCUCCAAAUAUACCUCACCAAUACUGGCUCACACUCCAAUAUUUGCUCAAACAUUUCCUCAGACUUUGUCAAGCCUCCAGCAAAAAUCUAUUGAAUGCAAGGUCUCUAGCUGAAAUUUUCAGCCCUCUCCUUUUCAAAUUCCAGAUAGCAAGCUCUGAUAAUGCUGAACACCACAUAAGGAUUCUAGAGAUUUUAAUUACAAGUGAAUGGAAUGAGAGACAGCCUGUACCAGCACUGCCUCCUAAGCCACCGAAACCUAAUACUGUAACUAACAACGGCAUGAAUAACAACAUGUCAUUACAAGAUGCUGAAUGGUACUGGGGAGAUAUAUCAAGAGAAGAAGUCAAUGAGAAACUUCGAGACACUGCCGAUGGUACCUUUUUGGUACGAGAUGCUUCAACCAAAAUGCAUGGAGACUACACACUUACUCUAAGGAAAGGAGGAAAUAACAAACUAAUCAAAAUAUUUCACCGAGAUGGGAAAUACGGCUUUUCUGACCCGCUGACUUUCAACUCUGUGGUUGAGCUAAUAAACCACUACCGGAAUGAAUCUCUAGCUCAGUACAAUCCCAAACUGGAUGUGAAAUUACUGUAUCCAGUGUCUAAGUACCAGCAGGAUCAAGUUGUAAAAGAGGACAGCAUUGAAGCGGUGGGUAAGAAAUUACAUGAGUAUAAUACCCAGUUCCAGGAAAAAAGCCGAGAAUAUGACAGACUCUAUGAAGACUACACGAGAACAUCUCAGGAAAUUCAAAUGAAAAGAACAGCUAUUGAAGCAUUUAAUGAAACAAUAAAAAUAUUUGAAGAGCAGUGCCAGACACAAGAGAGAUACAGUAAGGAAUACAUUGAAAAAUUUAAACGAGAAGGAAAUGAAAAAGAAAUACAAAGAAUUAUGCACAACUAUGAAAAACUGAAGUCUCGAAUAAGUGAAAUUGUGGACAGCAGGCGUAGAUUAGAAGAGGACUUAAAGAAGCAAGCAGCUGAAUAUAGAGAGAUAGACAAGCGAAUGAACAGCAUUAAGCCAGAUCUCAUACAGCUGAGGAAGACAAGAGACCAGUACUUGAUGUGGCUGACUCAGAAAGGUGUUCGGCAAAAGAAGCUGAAUGAAUGGCUUGGAAAUGAAAAUACAGAAGACCAAUACUCUAUGGUGGAUGAUGAUGAAGACCUGCCACAUCAUGAUGAGAGAACAUGGAAUGUGGGAAAUAUCAAUAGAAGCCAAGCUGAAAAUCUUCUGCGGGGAAAGCGAGAUGGAACAUUCCUUGUUCGAGAGAGCAGCAAACAAGGCUGCUAUGCCUGCUCUGUUGUGGUGGAUGGAGAAGUGAAGCACUGUGUGAUAAACAAAACACCUACUGGGUAUGGAUUUGCAGAGCCAUAUAACUUGUACAACUCUCUCAAAGAACUGGUGCUACAUUAUCAACACACAUCACUCGUGCAGCACAAUGACUCUCUCAAUGUCACACUAGCCUACCCAGUAUAUGCACAGCAGAGGCGAUGAAGAUCUUAAUACUCUGGGUUGUUUGGUUUUUUUCUAAAGAAGAGAUUUGACAACAUUGAGGCCUCUGGAGAGAGAAGGCUCCUUUCAGCCUUACUCAAGAAUUUGAGCUGCAGUGUCAAAGCUGUCUGUCUUCAGAUGGGACUAGAGCUUUCCUACAACUGCAGUGGGAGAGAUCACAGUAUUAAGCUGUGAGCGUAUGUUUCUAAUCUGAAGUGCUUUUUUUUUUUUCUUUUUUUUUUUUAAUCUUCCCAGUUGAGAAAUGGAAAACACAAGAGUGAGAAAUCCUAACCUGAUCUCCCUGCAGGGACAUAGAGGCCUUUAACCAUGGUGCUUGUUUACGACCACUUCUGAAGCUUUACCAGCUAGAACAUUGGAUUCUGCAGACACAAGAUUUAAGAGGUCUUUUCAUUCAGUUAUUGGAAUUUCUUGGUCAUGACCUGGCUUGGAUUUGGUGUUGCUGCACUCAGUGAAUCCAGACAUACAGCAUUGUGGAUUUUUUGAUUUCUGGUGAAUGACAUGUAGCAGAAUGGCACUUUCAUUUAUAAGGGACACUUUAAAGGACUUCAGUUACAGUAUGCUGUUAGGAGAAAUCGUGAUAGUGAAGUGCCAGAAAGUGUUUUGCUUAGACAUUUAAAAAUCCUGUUUCAAGAAAACAGGACUUUCCGUGGCAUACAGUCUAUAAUAAUGUACAUAGUAUUGGAUGGCUAACUGUCAUUGAUGGAAACUAUCAAUACCAAACUGCUUCUCUUUUCCCCCUUCUGUUUGCUGAAAGCUGAAUUCUUAGACCAUGCUAUGCAAUACUGAAUUUUCUUUAGGCUGUAGUCUUGAGCAUGUCUACAGGUUGUUUUUCUUUCCUUGUUUCCUUUUCCUUCUUUUUACUUUUUUUUUUUUUUUUUUUUUUUUUGCCUGAUGAUAUAUUUUUUUUUAAUGUACAGGAAGCCACCUAGAGUUGGCUUCAUAAUUAAAACUAUGAAAUAUUUUACAGUUUUCUUUGUACAGAAUAUUGAGCUACUAGCUCCAAGUUUUAAAAGUUUGUAAUUUUUUUCUCUUGUUUUUUUUCCUUUUCUUUUCUUUUCUUUUUUUUUUUUUUUUUUUUUUUGACUAAAUAUUUUGUUGGGCAGUGCCUGAUAAGCUUCAAAGCUGCUUUAUUCAAUAAAAAAUGUAUGAACCAUACAAAAUAUCAUGGACUCCAACAAUACUGUUUCAGAGAUAUCUUUAGAAUACGGUACCACGCUAUGUUUGCUUUUUGAAGCAUUUUGAACUUCUGUCAUGAUUGUCUUUGUAUUUAGAAGAUAAAAAAUUGUGUAUCCUUCUCUGAUAAUGACUGCAGAAAAACAGGAAAAUUUGGCUACUGGGUUAGAUAGGUUGGAUUUCAGAAUGAAAUCGUGCUUCAUAGUAAAUAAAUGACAUCUUGAUCUACUGUGGCAGAUUUUUUGUCAGCAUGUCAAGGUAUUUUCAUUUCAUAUGAAGGAAGUUUCUCUAAACUGUUGCCGAAGUUUGUUUUUCAUAUUACUAUUCUGAAAAAUGUUCCCAUCUUUAGGUAGAACAAUUGGGUACAACAUAGAACGAAUUACGACUGGAAAACCUCUGUUUUGAAAACGAUAAGGUUUUCCUAAUUAACACUUUGGAUUUGUUUUCAUAACUUUGUAGACUGAGCGAAUAUCAAAGCGAACACUUUCCUAAUUUCAAGCUCCAGAGAUUUUUAGAGUUACAGUUCAGUUAAAGAAAAUAAACAAAAAAAAAUUCCACUGAAGUAAACUUAUUAGCGAUUCUGGGGCAAUUCACUGUGUAUGGUUUGCAAUGGUCAUGUUUUGCCAUCGAGUUGUCUCAUAAUCGCUCUGCUUUAGAGAUACAUGUGGUUUGAUUCCAAGUAUGCAAUGCUUCUUAAGCUAUUGGAAAUAAUAAGAAAUUUGCAGGUCUCCAGUAGUUUUUAUAUUGUCUUCUGUUUUUUACGUUAUCCCUUCAUUUAUGAGGCUGUAAAUCUUUUAUUUGUAUUUGGAUUUUGUGCUUUUUUUGGUAGGUUGUCUCUGCUUUCCUAUGGAUGUAUUUUCUUGCUAGAAUCUAUAUCAGGAAACAAGAUUCAACCAAGAUUCAUGUGUCAGGAUAGUUACCACUUGCAAAAUUAUUCUGAUUUUUUUUUUUUCUGAAUAGAAUUUUAGUCUUCAUGCCUUCCCUUCUGCAUUCCACUCUCUUUUCAGGCCUCUCAGAAUAGAACCAUGUAAAUUUGGUAUUCUAAUAACUGUUUUACUAUGAAAAACACCAACAAUUGCUCUAGCAUGACAGUCGUACUACUGGGCUUGAAGUUACAAAUUAGCUCAACAUACAACUUAACAUUUGUAGCAAUCCAAGGUAUUCUUCAGACAUAUAUAAUUUUUGAAUGUUAAAUAUUUUACGAGUAAAAUUGUAUUUUUUUUUUCUCUAUAAGCAAAAUAUAUGUAAUCUGAAUGGAUGUUUCACUUUGUAUUUCUCAAGAAAUGUCAUGGUAGUUAAGGCAUUUGGAUCUAAUUUUCCUCAUAUUAAGUAAACCUCUGCUGUGUCAGUGGGCCAUAUCCUUAGCAUGCCCAGCCCAGUAAGGGAUGCCAUUUGUUCCUGUCGUGCUGUACUACUUCACUUCAUCUGUGGUUCUAGCAGAGAAAAAAUAGUGUGCGUGCAAAUUUGGAACUUGCUUUUAUUGCACAAGCAACAAUGAGAAAUAAGCACUAUGUUGUGGGGAUAAAUGCUUAGGGCUUCGUUAAGGGAAGUUCUGCCUACACAGGGUCUGUGCAAUUCACAAGGAUCACUCGUGCCCUCAAAGUGGGCAUGAGUGGGAUUUCUUUGGUACCUAGGUAUUGUGUGGCCUCUGUAUUUCCCUCCCUCCUUAAUGCACGGAGCUGCAUCCUGCCAAAGGCCCUAUUCACUGCAGAGUUUGUCCUUAAUGUACCAUACUGUUCACUCCAGUUUUGAUUUGAUCUCAGACUAAUAAACAGGAGGAAAAAAAAAAAAAGCAAAAAAAAAAAAAAAAAAAAAAAAAAGCAUGUGGAUAUAACUGAAGAAACACAUUGCUUUUGUGUUUCUAUUGACGUGUACUUUUUCCACCUGAUGUGAUUGAAAGGUGGGUAUUGUUUUGGUUCUUUUUUUUCCGGUUGUUUGGGGAAUUUUUAAUUUCAUUUUCAAUCCCUGAAUUACGCUGCACUGCAGCAGCAGUUGUGCAAGGGUUUUGAAAGGCAUGAGGCAAGACACGGAGAACCAACACCCACAAGCAAAAUUAGGAGUUUCUGUUUGGGGAUAUUGCAUGUGUGCAUCUUGUGCAUAUGCGCACACACUUGCUGUGUUUAUAUAUGAAUAGAUCUCAGUAUAGGUGCAUUUUCACCAAAUGUGAUCAUUUUGCUGAAUUCAAUAAGUGAUAUCGUUGAUUUUGUGUAAGACACAAACGCACUAGACCUUUGUGGGUGCAGCAUGUUUCCAAAUGCAGUUUCUGUGUUGUUGUUUUUUUCUAUUUAAAAAAAAAAAAGAAAAAAGAAAAAAAAAAAGCUUGUCUGUAUAGUUCAGUUAUCUAAAAGAUCUUGUCAAACAAUCUGUGAAACCAAAUCUUCAAAUUUUCUAUUUGGUGUCAACUGUUCUGUAGUAAAGAAAUGGCUUUGUCUUGUAAUUGGCGAUGAAAUAAUAAUGCUUGGGAAAACAUGCAGAUGCUUCUAAUGGGGAAAACUUAUGCCGAUUUUCACACAGUGCUUUUGCUAUGCAUGGUAUUAAGUUGGGAAAGUGAAUCCUGGUAGUAUUUUUUUCAGGGUCACUUUUAGAAACGGGCAGCUCAAAACACAAUGCCUCCCAUAGGACGGGGUUCCAAAAUGCAACGUUUUGUGUAGAGCCGUGUUGUAUUUGCUGAGCGGAAGGCUGAACUGGACUGGGGGAGUUGGUAACAUUACAUUGCGCUUCUCGUAAUGAGACUGCAUUAGCUGCCCAAGAUGCUGCUAUUUUUUUGUUUCUAUUCUUGUUUUUAAAAAUAAAGCUCUGUUCUGUUAAAUGUCUUUAAAACAUUAAGAUUACUUUGUUUUAAAAUGGUCUUCAAGGAGGUGGAGGGUAAAGUGGGUUGUAAAUUGCCUUCACAAGGCAACAGUGAAAACAUGCCUCCUUGAAAUUCUGUUCAAGCUAUAGAGUUGAUGGAGCUGUGUCUUGUUUUUAAGUUGCUUUAAAAAUUGUAAUAAGUCUUCAAGCAGAAUAAAAGUUGUUUUGAAAAAGCA